AGCAUCGGCUGUCCGGACUUUAAUUAUACUAACACAGGGCUGACUUCUUUCCAUAGAGAUGGAACGCUAGUCCAAUAAAUCAACGCGCUUCCGUUGUCCUACACGAGCAGCUUCCUGUAAGAUUUAGGUGGCUCUUGUAAGUGUUAGUGGGCGCCGCCAUUUUCUUCCAAGGGAGGGGGGGGGGGCAAACAAUGUCGUCCAACUCCACGGACGUGGCUUCUCCAGCUGCCCCCAAGCCGCUUUUCGGGUCCUGCUGGGGCUGCCGCGUCCUGAGCGGGAUGGCGCUGAUCGGCUCCGGCUUCUGGAUCUAUCUGGGCCCUCGCAGGGUCAUGCAGCAGAGAAUCCCUCCCAACAUGUGGCACAUCACCCAGAUGUUCGUCGCCAUCAGUGUUGCUGUUUGGGGUAUUGUUUUGAUUACAAACCCAGUUGGGAAACUGAAACCGAAAGAGGAUUGAGGAGCGUCACACACCCAUCUCUCCAUUCAGCACUGCUUUAUGCUGCCUCCAGGAAAUCAGUAAGAAGUUGGAAAGAAGGAGCUCCGAAGGGCAGUGCUGAUGGUUGCAGCGUACCUGAAGAGCAUCAGGCCUGCUGGCAUCUUCCUCUCACUUUAAAUGGACUGUUUUGCUUUUCUGUUUCCAUACAACCAGUGUUAGGCUGUGUUGUCCUACUUGGAAAGUACAGAGUUUGUGUUCUUCUGAAUAAUAAUAAUAAAAACUCUCACGUACAAAAAA
Heteronotia binoei (common prickly gecko) is the source of this 731-nucleotide messenger RNA. Its product is annotated as distal membrane-arm assembly complex protein 1-like. The record is from RefSeq and is a predicted model, not a curated record. Bases 192 to 455 code for a protein of 87 amino acids. Lineage: Eukaryota; Metazoa; Chordata; Lepidosauria; Squamata; Gekkonidae. The transcript has 2 exons.